GCUUCGUUCACUUUCCCACCGCCGGAAAGCUGCCGUCAGGCGCUUCCGGCUUCCGGGGCGCACACUGUCGCAAAGCGGAAGUGUGAGACAGCGGGCGCCGGCGCCCAGAAGGUCAGCGCGUGAACAAGGUGGUAGUAACGCGGGUGUACCCGCGGUUGCUGAGGAGCUACGGGCGAGUAGACGACCCCGGCCUGAACUGGCGGUGAGAAGCAGACGGGCAGUUUGCUGCGACACCAUGGAGGGCGGCGGGGGAAGCGGCAACAAAACGACAGGGGGGUUGGCCGGCUUUUUCGGAGCCGGCGGAGCAGGCUACUCGCACGCGGAUUUGGCCGGCGUCCCGCUAACUGGUAUGAACCCUCUGUCUCCUUAUUUAAAUGUGGAUCCACGAUAUCUCGUGCAGGAUACAGAUGAGUUUAUUUUACCGACUGGAGCUAAUAAAACCCGGGGCAGAUUUGAACUGGCCUUCUUUACCAUUGGAGGAUGUUGUAUGACAGGGGCUGCAUUUGGAGCAGUGAAUGGUCUACGGCUAGGAUUGAGGGAAACCCAGAACAUGGCCUGGUCCAAGCCAAGAAACGUACAGAUUUUGAAUAUGGUAACUAGGCAAGGGGCGCUUUGGGCUAAUACUCUAGGUUCUCUGGCUUUGCUCUAUAGUGCAUUUGGUGUCAUCAUUGAGAAAACACGAGGUGCAGAAGAUGACCUCAACACAGUAGCAGCUGGAACUAUGACGGGCAUGUUGUAUAAAUGUACAGGUGGUCUUCGAGGGGUAGCACGAGGUGGUCUAACAGGACUAACACUUACCAGCCUCUAUGCUCUAUAUAAUAACUGGGAGCACAUGAAAGGCUCCUUGCUCCAACAGUCACUCUGAAGAUUUUGCCAACUUGUGACUAGAGGACACUUUAGUAGUUAUCCAGAUCAAUUUAUAAGUCAGUCUCGAGUUAUUCUCUCUUCUACCUACAAUUAGUUUGAAAAGUUGGGGAUUCCAGUUUGCUGUGAUGAAGAUCAUGGAUGGUUGACCAGGAUUGGCACUGCUUCCAGCCAUUAAUGAGUUGAAGCCAAAACCCUUUGGUGGCUGAGUAAUGUGGCUCUCUUCUCCUUUGAAGAAGAUCUUGCACCUGUUCUCCUACCCCCUGGACUGGAAAAAUCACUUACUCCCAUAAUUCAGGCCAAGCUUGUCAUCUACACUAUAUCACCACGUUUGUUCAUUUAAUGAUUCGAAAGUGUAAUAUUGCCCUGUAUUCGCAAUAAAGGGUGAAAUAGAACCAAAGUCAUACUCGAACGUAAACAUAGUGGGCAUCUCCAUUAGAGGCAUCUUUCUGGGUAAAAAGUGA
This is a messenger RNA of Ceratotherium simum simum (southern white rhinoceros), 1328 nucleotides long. Its product is annotated as mitochondrial import inner membrane translocase subunit Tim23. Gene Ontology annotation, cellular component: TIM23 mitochondrial import inner membrane translocase complex. Gene Ontology annotation, molecular function: transmembrane protein transporter activity. Lineage: Eukaryota; Metazoa; Chordata; Mammalia; Perissodactyla; Rhinocerotidae. The record is from RefSeq and is a predicted model, not a curated record. Gene Ontology annotation, biological process: protein import into mitochondrial matrix.